This is a messenger RNA of Miscanthus lutarioriparius, 357 nucleotides long. The record is from the annotation of a GenBank genome assembly. NCBI's taxonomy places the organism in Eukaryota, Viridiplantae, Streptophyta, Magnoliopsida, Poales, Poaceae.
AUGGGCCGGGCUGAUGGCAACCAAGCUCCUCAGAAACGCAAGGAUAUGCUCCUCCCAAAUCUUGUUUCCAUCUCUGAUCCACGCACACCUCUAACCCAAACAUUUGUGCGUCGCAGCACUCGCCUCUCAUCCGACAAGGAGGGUUUCCGCCCGGUCAGAAUCGAUAAAGAGCCCUCUAAGCGGAGCAAGAAUUGGGUGGUAGAAGUCGAUGAAGUCACAGGGGAGAUAAAACCCAUCUCGACUUCUAUUCUCAGAGGAUGGGGUAUACAAUGUGGUGUUGACCCUAGCGGUCUCACUGACGAUGCGCUAUUACAGGCGCCUCCUCCAUUUGUUCCCGAUGAAGAUGACGAAGAAUAG